Messenger RNA from Bipolaris maydis ATCC 48331, 792 nucleotides. RefSeq names its product superoxide dismutase. Gene Ontology annotation, molecular function: copper ion binding. Gene Ontology annotation, cellular component: extracellular region. Lineage: Eukaryota; Fungi; Ascomycota; Dothideomycetes; Pleosporales; Pleosporaceae. Gene Ontology annotation, biological process: superoxide metabolic process. The record is from RefSeq and is a predicted model, not a curated record.
AUGCUUGUCUCCGUCAUCUCCAUCCUGGCCGCGGCUUCUGCAGUCACCGCUCAGUCUACCAACGCCCCCGUAGUAACAGACAACCCCAUCGGCGCAACGUACGUUGCUACGCUUCCCCAGAAGGCCGGAAGCUCCCUCUCGGGUACCAUUGAGGGUACCACCGGUGCCGACGGCAAGGGUGUCAAGUUUAGCGUUCACUUUGCCGGUCUCCCAGCCACUGGCGGCCCGUUCAUGUACCACAUCCAUGCCAAGCCUGUCCCUGCCGACGGCAACUGCACUGCUACUGGUGGUCACUUGGACCCCUACCACUACGGCGAGACCAUGCCGUGCAACGCGAGCGCGCCCGAGACCUGCCAGACUGGCGACUUGAGCGGCAAGUACGGAAACUUCAGCACUCAAGAGUUUUCCGCCGAGUACACAGACUUGUACUCUGCUACUCUGCCUUCCAAUCCUGCCUUUUUUGGUUCGCUCUCGUUUGUGCUUCACUUUGCCAACAAGACCCGCAUUGCAUGUGCCAACUUUGAAAAGGUCGCUGACGGUGUGUCAACUGAGCCUCCCAAGUCUGAAGACUGCUCCACUUCGACCAUGGCCUCUACCGGCUACAGCAUCCCUACUGGCGCCGCUGGCUACAACGGCACUGUUCCCGCGCCUACUGCUGGCAAGCCCACCUUCCCCAGCGCCCCCUCGGCCACAUCCUCAAGCCCACUAGAGUUUCCCGGUGCUGCUCCAAAGACUGUUGGUGGCGUAGGUGCUCUGUUCGCCGCUGCCGCUGCCGCAAUCUUUGCCUUGUAA